AUGAUUUAUAGACUCGGAGAUCUCCUCUUAGCCUCAACACUUUUCAUCAACGCAGGUGCAAUACUAAACUUCGCGGUGGAAAAACAGGAUGGGUUAACAGCCAAGGCAAAGCUCUUUGAGUGCAUCCGUGCCCUUCAGGUGUUUCGCUUUGUGAUUUGUCUCUGGAAUAUUCUCAUGCUCAUCAUGCUUAUCAUCUAA
Molecule: messenger RNA, 198 nt
Organism: Giardia duodenalis
Lineage: Eukaryota; Fornicata; Diplomonadida; Hexamitidae
Exons: 1
Coding region: 1-198 (65 amino acids)
Source: RefSeq, a predicted model, not a curated record